Molecule: messenger RNA, 1591 nt
Organism: Sitodiplosis mosellana (orange wheat blossom midge)
Lineage: Eukaryota; Metazoa; Arthropoda; Insecta; Diptera; Cecidomyiidae
Exons: 2
Coding region: 157-1431 (424 amino acids)
Source: RefSeq, a predicted model, not a curated record
CAUGAGUUUGAUUUCAUAGUGAUUUGGGAAAAAGAGUAUUUUAUUCUUCACAUAAAUAUUCCGACAAGUUUAUUUCCAAAUUACAAGUGGAAACAGUUUCGAGCUUUUUAAGCGGAUAAAAAUUCGGAUUCGAGAGUCUAGAGAGUUGCAUUCAAAAUGGAGGAAGAUCGAUGUGAUGAACGUCUCGUGAACGAAUUGAAGCUCACAGACAUCAAUGUCGACUGUCUUGAGCACAUUUUCAUGCAUUCGACCGUCGAUGAUUUUGUGAACAUCGCUCAUACGAACACACAAUUGAAACCGGCCGCUGAUUUGGCGUUCGCGCGAAAAUUCGGCAAGAAAAAGUUUUAUUUUCGUGUUGAAAGUCUGUAUCCAGAUGAUUUGUCACUUACUGGGGAGGAAUGGAUCAUUGUCCAUGACUUGCAAACAUCAUUACGUUUGUUGCGAUGCUACGGUCACUUAAUUUUGAGACUUCAUAUUGAUUAUCAAAAACAAUUGCGUCCCGCUCCUAUCAAAGUGCUUCGAUACGUUAACAAGUUCUGCUAUGAAUCGUUGGUCGAAAUUUCAUUCCAUGGAAUUUUCAAGUUCGCCUUCGAAUCAGCAAUGAAAAAGCCAUUUUCAAACGUCCAAAAAGCUUCAUUCACCGGUUGUCAUUUGGGAACGAGAAUGACGAGGUUCAACGAUUGGUAUCCUGCAUUGCGUCGCUUGGACUUGAUUCACAAUCGGUUCGAUGAUGCCCCUUCAAUUGCCGAACACAUUCCCAAUUUGGAGCAUUUGACAUUUGUCGGUGGUGGCAAGAUUUCAGCCACAGAUAUUUUGGCGGUGGUGCGUGUCAAUCCGCAAAUGCUUAGCUUGUCGUUGAAUCGAGUUUAUUCGGCGAGAUUUUUUCGAGUUCCAAGCGAAACAUUGCCCCAGUUGGAAAGCCUUGAAUUGCGUGGCUACCCAGAUGAUUUUGCCACUUUCAAUGGUGACGUGGUCAAUUUUAGGACCGUGAAAAAACUGGAAAUCAUUUUCAAAAGCUAUGGUGGCAUCACACAGUGGGUGUCAACGAUCAAACUCUCGUUCAAUCGACUCGAAGAAAUCACCAUGGACUUGGAUAUUUACAGCUGGGUUGAUGAAUUGACGGAUUUUCUCAAGCGGCAUCAAUCAAUCAGAAUAGUCAAUUUGCGUUGGUCCAAUGAAAACACAGACGCUGUUAGUGAUUACACUUUGAGCGAAAUCGCUCAAGCGUUGCCAUUGUUAGUCGAGCUCAACUUUUUUGGCCCAGGGUGUCCGAUCGACUCAACCAUUCGCCUGUUGAACAAUCUGAAAUUAAUGAGCUACGGCUUUUCGGUCAUUGAUCGCUUAGAAUUCGACUAUGUGAAGACAAAAUUGGGCAACAAGUGGGAAGCAUCGAUCGAUGGUCGUCGCGUUCAAGUGCUACGUGCAAAUUGAACAAACGUCGAAUUGACGAGGAUCGAAUCGGAUUUAGAAUCAAACUCAAAUUCAGACACCGACAAAAAAUCAAACUCAUUACGUAGCCACAAUUUCAAAUAUUUUCGACUUAUGUCUCUAUAUUCAAAAUGUCGAACAAAAACUUUCAUUGCAAAUGCUA